Messenger RNA from Ceratosolen solmsi marchali, 1779 nucleotides. RefSeq names its product WD repeat domain phosphoinositide-interacting protein 3. The transcript is spliced from 6 exons. NCBI's taxonomy places the organism in Eukaryota, Metazoa, Arthropoda, Insecta, Hymenoptera, Agaonidae. The record is from RefSeq and is a predicted model, not a curated record. Gene Ontology annotation, molecular function: protein binding. Bases 230 to 1264 code for a protein of 344 amino acids.
GCUACUAAGGUCGCGACUGAGUCUCUGCGCGGCCGCGAGCUAACGAAAAGGUCUUAGCACGCGAGUAAUGGAACAACAUACGCGAUCUCUCAGGCAGCCUCUCCCCGCCGCGGCUUUAUAAAAAAAAUAAGCGUACCGGACCCCAAGCACAGAUCAACGAUAUGCAACGGGGAUUCGGCUGAGCGAGAGCUUAACAAAGGCUUUUUGUCAUUCUUCCACGAGAAGCGUCAUGAAUCUUAGCGCGAGCAAUCCUAACGGCAACGGCUUACUCUAUGCCGGCUUUAAUCAAGAUCAAGGAUGUUUUGCGUGUGGAAUGGAAAAUGGCUAUAGAGUUUACAACUGUGACCCACUUAAGGAGAAGGAAAGACAUGACUUUAGGGAAGGUGGCUUAGGCUACGUUGAGAUGCUGUUUAGGUGUAAUUACUUAGCAUUCGUUGGUGGAGGAACGAAUCCAAUGUAUCCAACAAACAGAGUUAUAAUAUGGGAUGAUUUAAAAAAAUCACCAGCUAUUACAUUAGAGUUUAAUGCGCCGGUAAAAGGUGUGAAAUUAAGACGUGACCGAAUAGUUAUUAUUUUAGAAGGUGUAAUAAAAGUUUAUACAUUUACUCAAAAUCCGCAACAGCUGCAUGUCUUUGAGACAAAUUCAAAUCCAAGAGGUUUAUGCGUCCUCUGUCCAAAUAGUAAUAAUUCUUUGUUAGCUUUUCCUGGCAGAAAAAAUGGACACGUCCAAGUUAUCGAUCUGGCCAAUACUGAGAAACAACCAUUAAAUAUCGAAGCACACGAGACACCCUUAUCUUGUAUAGCUUUAAAUUUACAAGGUACUCGAUUGGCGACAGCUUCAGAAAAAGGUACAUUGAUAAGGGUAUUUGACUCUCAAAGUGGAAAUAUGAUUAAUGAAUUAAGACGCGGUGCAAAUCACGCGAAUAUAUAUUGCAUUAAUUUCAAUCACGAUUCUACGUGGUUGUGCGUUGCAAGUGAUCAUGGAACCGUUCACGUUUUUGCUGUGGAAGAUCAAAAAUUAAAUCGACAAUCGAGUUUAGCUUCGGCAACCUUCUUGCCAAAGUACUUUAGUUCGAACUGGAGUUUUUGCAAAUUUCAAGUGCCAGGUGGACCGCAAUGUAUGUGCGCUUUCGGCACUGACAAUAACAGUAUAAUAGUUGUGUGCGCCGAUGGUAGCUAUUAUAGGUUCGUAUUUAACAAUAAAGGCGAAUGUACGAGAGACUUUUACGCGCAAUUUCUGGAGAUGACCGAUGACAAGUUGUGACUCUCAGCACAUUCGUUAAAAUUAAAGUGGAGCCAAAGACUCCAUUUCGUGUUAAAAAAAAAACUGUGAUCGUUAUGUUGCGUAGCUAUGGGUCGCUUAUUUUGCGCGCCAUCAUUUGUUAUACUUAUGCAGUGUAUGCAGUUAUGUUAAGAAAAUUGUCUAGAUGCAACUAUCCUGAAGAAGAAGAAUAAGGAAAAAGGAAAAAAAAUAUAUUUAUAUAAGUUAUAUCGUUGCCAAUCACUAAGAAUGGUUUGACGAAUGAAACGCGUUUAACAACUACAAUAAAAUAUUUCGAGGAUUGAAAUUCACUAUCGAUGUAAGCGUUUUGUCAAAUGAUCGAGAUGUUAAAGAAAUUUAUAUCAUGAGAGAGUAAUUCUUGUAAAUAUAACGAGUAAUGAUACUUGUUUAUCUAGAUAAUAGCGAGUUUAUAUCGAAGUUUUAAAUAGGGCUUUGUCAAUAAAUGUAUACGAAUCUAAAGUUAACGUCAACUUGGGUCUUAUUUAAAAUAUUUAACA